Messenger RNA from Betta splendens (Siamese fighting fish), 3485 nucleotides. It is a transcript of the gene racgap1, whose product is annotated as Rac GTPase activating protein 1. The record is from RefSeq and is a predicted model, not a curated record. The transcript is spliced from 17 exons. The coding region runs from base 224 to 2119 and encodes 631 amino acids. NCBI's taxonomy places the organism in Eukaryota, Metazoa, Chordata, Actinopteri, Anabantiformes, Osphronemidae. Gene Ontology annotation, biological process: signal transduction.
GUACUAACUUGACAACGCAGGAGUCUUUUCCACUCAUUGGCUGAAGGUGAAAUUUGAAAUGCGACGCGCGUAACGUCGCUGCAGCCUCGGGAGGAUGCGGACGACGCUGUGCCGAACUGCUCGCUGAAAAAAAAGCAAAACGAAAGGGAGACAAGGAUUUUGCUGAACAUUAUCGAACGAACGGACAGUCCAGCCUUUCUCAAGCAACUGCACGGUAAACAUCAUGGAAACUGCCGUGGUGAGCCUCCAGACCUUAUAUGAAAGGAUGAGGAUGCAAGUUGACAUUCUGAAUGAGAACAUUGAACCCAACUUCAUUCAGCUGGCUCAAAACUUUGAUGACUGCCGCUGUAAAUGGCUGAGUGCAGAGCAAGAACUGGAGUCUUGCAAAGAGAUCCUCACCAAAACGGAGACGGAGAGAGGAGCCUUGGAGGUGAAACUGAAACAUGCCCGCAACCAAGUGGAUGUGGAGAUCAGGCGCAGACAAAAGGCCGAAGCUGACUGUGAGAAGUUGGAUCGUCAAAUUCAGUUGAUUCGUGAUCUCCUUACAAGUGAGGCGUCCUCUAACAGCAUCCAGUUGAGUGCAGAGCAGCGCUCAGCUCUGGCCUUCCUGAAUACAAAUUGUCAGGGAGCAGGCAACCUUAAUACCAGCAGAAGACUCACUACAAUUGAUGAGUCUGCCUCCAUCUUGUCAGAUAUCAGCUAUGACAAAACAGACGAUUCUCUUGAUUGGGAUUCCUCCAAUGUGAGGAAGGUGCGACUCAAGAAACGAGAGAAAAGGCGCUCCUCGAGAAAUCAGAUUGAUGGGCCACCACUGGCCUCUAAAAGGUCUCGAUCAACAGGCAGAACUUCAGAGAGGACAAAUGAGACCCUUGUGACAAAGACCACAGUGACGGUACCUGUGAAUGGAGGACCCGUGGAGGCAGUUUCUACCAUAGAGACAGUUCCAUACUGGACCCGCAGCAGGAGGAGGACUGCUGCCAUGGAAUGGGACUCUGAAUCUGUCCAGUCUGAGAAUGUCUUCAAGCAGCCUAGCAUCCCCGAGGGGGACAGGAAAGCUGAGCCCAGCACACCGCAGAGCAAAGGAGGUGUCCGUCUACACGAGUUUGUCUCCAAAACUGUCAUUAAGCCAGAAUCCUGUGUUCCCUGUGGAAAGAGAAUCAAGUUUGGCAAGAUUUCACUGAAGUGCCGUGACUGCAGAGUAGUCUCGCACCCUGAGUGUCGCGAGCGGUGCCCUCUGCCAUGCAUCCCUAACAUGGGUGGCACCCCAGUUAAGAUCGGGGAGGGAGUCCUUGCAGACUAUGUCCCAGACACGUCACCUAUGAUUCCCCCUCUCCUGGUCCACUGCAUCAGUGAGAUUGAGCAAAGAGGCCUGCAUGAGGCUGGUUUGUACCGCCUGUCUGGCGCAGAUCGCAGUGUGAAGGAGCUGAAGGAGAAGUUUCUCCGCAGCAAAACGGUUCCCGUGCUCAGCAAAGUGGACGACAUCCACGUUAUCACCGGCCUUCUGAAGGACUUCCUGAGAAAUCUGAAGGAGCCUCUUCUCACCUUCCGACUGAACCGCCCCUUCAUGGAGGCAGCCGAGGUUUCUGAUGACGACAACAGCAUAGCUCUGAUGUACCAAACCAUUGGUGACCUGCCACAGCCCCACAGGGACACGUUGGCUUUCUUAGUCCUUCACCUUCAGCGAGUUGCAGAUAGCUUGGACACUAAAAUGGACAUCAUUAAUCUGGCUCGAGUAUUUGGUCCAACUAUUGUUGGUCAUGCACUUCCCAACCCAGACCCUAUGACAAUCCUGCAGGAUACCAAACGUCAACCUAAGGUCGUGGAGCGUCUCUUAUCUCUCCCAGUGGAUUACUGGCGUCAGUUUGUGAUGGCAGAAAAUGAGCAGCCCAACUUGGACCACCUUAUUAUCGAGAACGCAAACUGCUACGCAACCCCUGAGAGAAUGAGUAUACUUGGACCCCUGACCACUCCAGAGCAUCAGCUCAGUAAAACCCCAUCUUCCAGCUCAUUGUCUCAGCGCAUGAAGUCCACUCUAACACCCAGAUUUGGGAGCAAGAGCAAAUCGGCAGUGGGAUUAUCCCGCCAGGGAAAAUUCUUUGCAUCUCCGCUGCUCAAAUAAUCCAAAGCAUCUCCACUUUUUGUUUACACUUACCUGCAAUAACAAAUAAUACUUUCUGGCCUUAUGCAUGACACAGUUCAGUACAGGGUACUGCUUUCAUAACUGCUAUUAACGGCUUCCUCCAUAUACUUACGACCCUUUUAAUAUUUGACAUUGUAGAAGUUGUAUCUUGUUUUUACAUGUUUUUAAGUUUUUAAGCAAAUAGUAGAACUUCUCUAUUCAUAUUUGUCUUUAGAGGCGCUAUAUCUUGAGGUUUACCAUUGCAUUGUCCUUCCACAGCACAAGUGUAUGUGACUUUGAGAAGUGCUGAUGGGUGAAAACAUGUACUGUAUAUUCAGUUUUAUUGACGGGUUCUCAGCUCAUGUGUUACUCAGAGGCUGAAGACCUUGUUUGUAGGCAUUUCAUUGUGUGCUGUAAUUGAAUUUCAUCACUGGUAAUUUUAUUGUUUAGCUUAAAUGUUUGUAUUGGAUUUAUAUUCACUUUUGAUUGUUUUGAUUUUCUACAGACUAGUUGUGGCGUGAUGUUAACCUUUUACAGUGUACCUUCUGUGGUAGUGAGCAGACGCUUUAUUUACUGGUAUGUCACAGGUUGUAAUCUUUGGCUCCUUCAGUGUUUAUUGCUCUGUGUUAAUGUUUGUACUAUGGGAGGUUGCUUGUAACCAAUCCUGUUCGAAAGGCAACUUUUUCAGCUUAGCCAGUUAAUUUACUGUGGCAUUAUUUGAAUAACUAUCUACCAAACAUUUUGAAUACAAAGGCAGUCUAACAUAUGGAUUGCAUUUAACAUACCAGUUGCAAAACAGCCUCUUGAUUCUUUUUGUUUUUAGUCCAUUUUUUGUGACUCUGUGAGGGAGAUAAAUAUACUUCCAUCUACUACAGUGGCAGGUCACAGCCAACUGGACUUGCGAUUCCAAAAACUCCUUCCUUGGUUCUGGUUUUGUGGCGAUUUAUAAUUUAGGGACAUUAACAAUAGGACAGUUUAUGAUUAGAGUUGCUCAUAACAAUAAAAUACUGGCAUUGAUAAUGUAUUUAACAAUCUGUUGCGUGGGCCAGCGGUUUGUAUUUAAAUGUUUUGAACUGGACAUGUUUAAGCUUCCAGAAAAACAUUUCUUCAGUUAUAAUAAUCAGAAAUUUAACUGAGAUACUACUUUUAGACUAUAGCAACCUUUGAUCUAUCUUCAUAAUGGUUGAGUCCUGAUGUGGAUAUUUACUGGUAGUCCCUUUUUUUAUAUAAUUUGCUCAGAAAUGAAUGAAGAUAUGAAAGUUGUGGGAUUGUGAGAUUGUCGAGGCAGUGUUGUGAAGAAGGCAGCUUCCUUCAACCCAUCUAUUCACACCAUUAAUUUGCAAAUAAAAACACACUUGCAAAUGCU